AUGAAACUCGGGUUGUUCGUCAAGAUAGCGCUUUACAGCCUGGCUACCACCUCGUACGGUUGGAGGCCAAAAGGUCAUGAGUGGCAUCCACCACUGCCAGGGGAUAGUCGGUCCCCUUGCCCUGGUCUCAAUGUCAUGGCAAAUCAUGGUUGGCUUCCUCGUUCGGGUAAGAACAUCGAUCUGGCCACACUCCGAGUCGCCGUGACAGGUGCCUACAACUACGCUCCCACUACAUUUGACAAGGCUUUUGAGCAAGCGAUAGCAUUCAACCUGACGACUACGGGAAACAGUUCGACCUUCAACCUCGCUGAUCUGGCAAAGCAUGACGACAUUGAGUUCGACGGAUCGCUAUCGCGCAACGAUUUCUACUUCGGGGAUGAUCUUCAUUUUGACCCUGUCAUAUGGGCGACUGUAGCCGAGAAACUCGGUCUGUAUGAACAUGGGGAUUCUGAGAAGGACAAAUACGUCACCGUAGAGACGGCGGCGAAGGCCCGCGCCGCACGCGUGAGGGAUGCUAUGAAAGUUAAUCCGACUUUCAACGCUUCUCUCAACGAAAUUUCUGGUAGUCCUGGGACAACAGCUCUUUACUUGACUACCUUGUGGGACACCAAGGCAGAUGCCGCGCCAAAAGCAUGGAUUAGGGCCUUUUUUGAACAGGAGCGUAUCCCAUUUCUUGAGGGAUAUGAGCUGCCUGAAAAACAGAAGACCGGCGCAGACAUCAACGCGAUGUUUGCAAGAGUUCAGUCAGUAAAUGUUUCAGUGCAACAUUGAAUGUGAUCGAGUUUUUUUCCAUUCCUUACGGUAAAAACGAUAUGUCAUUAUUGAUAGCACGAUGAUUUUGAUCAGAUUAUGAAAGCGCUCUCAGGUGCUAUGUAGAGCAAUCAUGAUAUAGUAGGGGUGGGAGAUACAAGCAAGAACUCACAUCUGAAA
Molecule: messenger RNA, 930 nt
Organism: Talaromyces proteolyticus
Lineage: Eukaryota; Fungi; Ascomycota; Eurotiomycetes; Eurotiales; Trichocomaceae
Product: Chloroperoxidase
Exons: 3
Coding region: 1-771 (256 amino acids)
Molecular function (GO): peroxidase activity
Source: RefSeq, a predicted model, not a curated record